Messenger RNA from Phoenix dactylifera (date palm), 1603 nucleotides. Its product is annotated as protein trichome birefringence-like 33. Lineage: Eukaryota; Viridiplantae; Streptophyta; Magnoliopsida; Arecales; Arecaceae. Gene Ontology annotation, molecular function: O-acetyltransferase activity. The record is from RefSeq and is a predicted model, not a curated record. Gene Ontology annotation, cellular component: Golgi apparatus.
GUCCCACACACAGCAAAAAAAUGUUACGAUAUAAUUCACAGAUUUAAUAUCUGACCCAACCUAUGAUUUAACUACAUAUUCUAGUUGAUGAUGGAGGAAACUUUGUAUUCAAAUUCUAGGAACAAGGUCCAACCGUCCAAGCUAAGGCGUAUUUUCCGCUCAUUAGCUCAAAUGAAGCCCACCUCCUCUCCCCAGAGAAAGAGCUCCUUCUCCUUCUAUGCCCUUACUCUAUCAUUCGUCGUCUUCGUGACCGUCCUCUAUGGUGAAGACUUCAGCUGCAUCUUAAGGCAACCGUUUCUGAAAUCCCUACAGCUCCAAGGCGCAGAAAAACAAGAAGAAUCCAUAGCAACACAAGAGGAGGAUGCUGUCUUACCAUUUGCCAUCGGAAGGACGGAGAAGAGGUGCGACGUGUUCAACGGUACAUGGGUCUAUGACAAUGUAACAAGGCCUUACUACGCUGAGCCAGAUUGCCCUUUCAUCCAGCCUCAGCUGAAGUGCCAAGCUUAUGGGAGGAAAGACAGGGCAUACCAGAACUGGAGAUGGCAACCUCAUGGAUGCUCUCUGCCAAGCUUUAAUGCCACCUUUAUGCUUGAAAUGCUCCGAGGGAAGCGAAUGAUGUUCGUCGGAGACUCCUUAAAUCGGGGUCAGUUCCUCUCCAUGGUAUGUCUCCUACAGCGUGCUGUUCCAAAGGGCUUCAAAUCUAUUCAAAUCGUUGGAUCACUUACCGUCUUUAAAGCUGAGAACUACAAUGCUACGCUCAUGUUCUACUGGGCUCCUUUUCUGGUGGAAUCAAACUCUGAUAAUGCCAUCGUGCACCGGGUGAAGGAUAGAAUAGUUCGUGCCAGGUCCAUUGACAAGCACGCCCAACACUGGAAGGGAGUCGAUAUCAUGGUCUUCAACACCUAUAUGUGGUGGAUGACAGGCCAAAAGAUGAAGAUAUUGCGUGGGUCUUUCGACGGGGAUUUAAAGGAUAUUAAGGAGAUGGAAACAGAGGAAGCGUAUCGUUUGGCGUUGAGGAGUAUGGUGAGAUGGGUAGAGAAGAACAUGAAUCCAGGGAAGACCAGGGUCUUCUUCACGAGCAUGUCGCCUGCUCAUGAGAGGAGCAUGGAAUGGGGAGGUGAGCCAGAUGGUAAUUGUCACAACGAAACAACUCCAAUUCUCGACAACCCAGCAUACUGGGGAUUUGCUUCUAGUAAAAGCAUAAUGCAAGUUGUCAAGAAAGUUUUAAGCAAAUCAAAAGUUCCCAUCAUGGUUCUGAACAUCACCCAACUCUCAGAGUAUCGCAAGGAUGCACAUACCUCGAUUUACAAGAAGCAGUGGAAUAAGUUGACACCUGAGCAAUUGGCAAACCCUAGAAGCUAUGCUGAUUGUGUCCACUGGUGUUUGCCUGGCCUACAAGAUACUUGGAAUGAGCUUUUGUACACCAAGCUCUUUUUUCCUUAAGAGCAAACAUUUAUGUAUGAAGGGUUAUAUUUUAAUGACCAUAACCCAAGUUCCCUUUUCUUCUAAACUGAUCAUUCUUUUUCUUUCUUUCUUAUAUCCUAUGUUAACAUCCAUAAUCUUGUGCUCAAUGUUAAUUUGAUAGUCAUAAAUUGUUGAUAAA